Plasmopara halstedii is the source of this 1908-nucleotide messenger RNA. Its product is annotated as atp-dependent dna helicase 2. Gene Ontology annotation, molecular function: damaged DNA binding; double-stranded DNA binding; DNA helicase activity. The transcript is spliced from 9 exons. Gene Ontology annotation, biological process: cellular response to gamma radiation; telomere maintenance; double-strand break repair via nonhomologous end joining. The record is from RefSeq and is a predicted model, not a curated record. Bases 1 to 1908 code for a protein of 635 amino acids. Lineage: Eukaryota; Oomycota; Peronosporomycetes; Peronosporales; Peronosporaceae. Gene Ontology annotation, cellular component: nucleus; Ku70:Ku80 complex.
AUGGAUGCAUGGGGCAGCCAAAACGCGGCUUCUGACGCACAACUAGACGGAAAUGAGGAAAAUUGGGAAGCUGCCGAAAGUGGAAAGGAUGCGCUUAUUGUGCUGUUAGACGUGCGCGAAGCAAUGUUUUUCUCAUACCCGCAUGCGACAGCAAAAUCGCCAUCCACAUGGUUCCACGCUGUUGUAGAGCUUGUGAUCAAGCUUCUUAAAAUGAAAGUCGUCGCAAACGACAAUUCGCUGCUUGGAGUUGUAUUUUUUGGAACGAACAAGCGCGGAGAAGCCGGGACUCUUGAGCAGGUUUACGAAUUUCAGUCUUUGGAUUAUCCGUCUGCUCGGCGUAUUAAGGACCUUCAGUCUCUUUUGGUGGCUGAUGUGCAGUCGGAGUUUGAGUCUAUGCACAACUCGGAAAAGUUGUCAUUCAGCAACGCUUUGUGGCAAUGUGGAAUUUCCUUUUCUAAUGCAAACUUGAAAAAGAAGGACUCUCAGCGUGUUUGGAUAUUUACAAAUGAUGACACUCUAGCAGGAUCAGACGAGGAGGAAAUCAAGCGAUCUCAAAAACAGAUGCAGAACCACACCGAAUUGAAUCGCACGCUGAAUCUGUUCUUCAUAACUCCACCUGGAAAAGAAAACUUUAUGCUUUACCGAUUCUACGGGUGUUGCUUUAAAGACUUUGCAGCCAAUGAUCGUGAUAGCAUUGUCGAUAAUGAUGUAUCUUUACAGCCAGCUUUUCCUGUCAGCUCGCUUGAUGAUUUGAUAGAUGGAUCAUUUCGCAAACGUUUUCGCAAACGCCGACUGACAACUUUCUGUUUUCACAUCACGAAAGGAGUGUCAAUUGGCGUGGAGCUAUACGCGCUUGUAGUUGUCCAACGCAAGAACACUCCCCUCGCUCUUGAUGCGAUCACGAAUGCACCUCUCAAAACUGAGACGAAAUGGCUUUGCGAAGACACUGGAGCUUACCUUACCCCAGAUCAGAUUAAGAAGUACAUAGACUACGGCGGCAAGCGCGUAUAUUUUACUCGAGAUGAUGUGGUAGAGAUUAAACAUUACGACGCUCCAGGGCUUCAGCUCAUCUGUUUCAAGCCAUUAAAAUCUCUCAAAUGGAAUGAAAAUAUUCGCUCACCAUAUUUCAUAUACCCUUGCGACGGCUACAUCGAAGGAAGUUCUGUUGCCUUCAUGGCUUUACUCACUUCGAUGGUUCGAAAAAAGAAAUUUGCGUUAGCAAGACUUAUUGCACGAAAAACCAGCGAACCUCGACUUGUUGCGCUUGUUCCUCAAGAAGAAGAAAAUGAUGAGAUGGGUCAGGUGCGACCGUCAGGAUUUAACAUUAUUUUUUUGCCGUACUUGGAUGACAUUCGUGACAUAGACAUUUCGAACGGUCGAGUGAUAUAUGUCGAACAGGAAAAGAUCGAUGCGGCAAAAAAUUUGAUCUUGAAGCUUCAGCUGACGGAAACUCCGAGCUUUGAAAAUCCAGAACUUCAAAAGCAUUACGCUGCUAUCCAAGCUCUCGCACUGGACGAGGAAGUACUUGAGUUCGAUGAAAAGAAAGACACUACCCUUCCCGAUGCAGAGGGCUUCGGUCAAGACGACGUCAAGAGUGCAAUUACUAGGUUUCGAGACGCGUGCGGUGGUGAAUCCAUCGACGCGUCUAAUUCCACAAAGCGCAAGACAAACGCCACCAGCCGCAACGUGUCUGCUAAGAAAUUGGGGAAAACGAAGGUAGGCUCUGGGAAGCAGCGAAAUGCGGAAACAACAUUCAGCAAAAGUGAAUGGGCCACUUUACUUGCAUCUGAUGCCAUUCAGAAAAAGACUGUCGCUCAGUUAAAGGAAUUUUUACGUGCACACAGCCAAAAAGCUGUCGGACGAAAGGCAGAGCUGAUCGAGGCCAUCAAGUGCUUUUUGGAGGCAUAG